Raphanus sativus (radish) is the source of this 1911-nucleotide messenger RNA. RefSeq lists its product as uncharacterized. The record is from RefSeq and is a predicted model, not a curated record. The transcript is spliced from 3 exons. NCBI's taxonomy places the organism in Eukaryota, Viridiplantae, Streptophyta, Magnoliopsida, Brassicales, Brassicaceae. The coding region runs from base 1 to 1911 and encodes 636 amino acids.
AUGAAUACACACUUUUGGUCCCCCGCCCAUAGCGAUGAGACUGCUGAAGAUGAUUCUGUUUUGGCAAAGCAUCCUCGCAUUCCUUAUACUUAUUUUUGUGGCGACUGUCCGGAGAACAUCGAUCCUUUUGAACCUUCCUGGGAUUGCGAUUCAUGCAACAAGAUGUGGCAUCUUGGUUGCAUCCCAAACUCACCGGACGAUAUAAACCACCCGUUCCACCCAUACCAUCCGCUGGAGCUUCUCAUUGAUGUCCCACAACCACCUCAUCACUCCAAGGGGAAAUGCGAUGCAUGCCAGCAAGAACUCAAGAGCUAUUUCUAUCAUUGUUCCAAAUGCGAUUUCAGCAUGCACGUAAGGUGUUCCAAGAACCCACCACCACCGACUGUAGAAACUCCGAAGUGCCACGAGCAUGCACUCACAUGUAUGGUUAGAGAUGACACGUUCACUUGCAACGCUUGUGGUACCCAUGGUGAACGAUGCCCUUAUGUAUGCGCUCCCUGCGGUGUCAUGUUCCACCGGGAAUGUAUCAACCUACCACACGUCAUAAACAUCAAUCGCCACGACCACCGGGUCUCUCACACCUAUUCUCUUGGUUUUGGGAAUUGGAAUUGCAUGAUUUGUCACAAGAAGGUGGACUGGAGGUACGGAGCUUAUACAUGUUCGACAUGUCCUGAUAAUUAUGUCGUUCACUCCAAAUGCGCAACUAGAGUUGAUGUGUGGGAUGGGAAAGAGCUCGAAGGGGUGCCUGAAGAAAACUUUGAUUCUUCACCGUUCAAAGUGAUUGAAGAGGGAAUUUCAAUUAAACAUUUCUCCCAUGAGCAUAUCUUAUAUAAGAUUGAAGAGGAGGGUGAUAUCGAUACUCAACGUGAUGGAAGCAUACGUUGUAAAUCUUGCCUCCAUCCUAUAUUUUCUGAGAAGCAUUACAAGUGUAUGGAAUGCAACUUUAUCAUCCAUGAAACAUGUGCUAAUCUUCCUCUUCGAAAACGACAUUGGCUCUCCACUAAGCGGUUUUACCUAAACGCCAAUGAGGAUAAUACAAACAAAGCUCUCUUUCAAUGUGGUGCAUGUGAAACACCAUCCAAUGGUUUCAGGUACAGGACUUCUGAGGGAUUAUCACUAGAUAUGCGAUGUGCGUUCGUUAUCUCAUCGUAUUGUGAUUAUGGAUGUCACCCACAUACCCUCUUUCUCACUACGCUGGACAAGGGCUUUUGUGGGGGCUGUAAGCUGACCAAAAAGCAUGUGCUGCGCUGUACUGAAUCUGAAUGUGAUUUCUCCUUGUGCUUGGCGUGUGCUACUCUGCCGAAAAAGAUAAAACGCAAGGGUGAUGCUCAUUUUCUCUUCUUGCGCCGUGGUGAGAAAGCCAGCGGUAAGUAUUGGUGUGAAGUUUGUGAAACUAUUUUAGAUCCACAUAAGGAAUGGUUUUACGCAUGCCAUGUUUCUGGAGUCACUUUUCAUAUUCGGUGUGUGGUAGGGGAGUUUCCAAAUGCUAAGCCAGGAUUCACUUAUCAUUAUCAAUGUGUGCUAGGGGAGGCUCCAUCACUCAUCCACGCAAGAUCCUACCGUACCACGCAAUAUGACGAGGAGAUAAUACGACUUGUUCCCAAUGACCGUAUUACGAGACCAAAAUGCGGCUCAUGCGGCUCUCGUUGCCUACGUCCCCUUAUUUUAGAGCUCUACUUGUAUCAGACUUAUGAUAAUAUUGGCGAUUGUGCGGUGAUAUUACGAGCUGCUAUAAGAGCUACAGUACCUUCAGCCUUCUUGAAGAUCUUACAGACCACACACAGUCUUGGCUACUCUUUUGGCAGCCCACUGUACGAUGAGAUCAUCACGUUCUGCUUGGACCUUGGAGAACUUGAUGCGGCCAUUGCCAUAGUUGCAGAUAUGGUAGACCACAUGGAUUACUGUCCCUGA